Molecule: messenger RNA, 1168 nt
Organism: Hemibagrus wyckioides
Lineage: Eukaryota; Metazoa; Chordata; Actinopteri; Siluriformes; Bagridae
Product: myelin protein zero-like protein 2
Exons: 4
Coding region: 126-731 (201 amino acids)
Biological process (GO): cell-cell adhesion
Cellular component (GO): membrane
Source: RefSeq, a predicted model, not a curated record
AAGCGAGCGUUAGACAGGGCUUCCUAGCAUUAUAAACUGCUGUGUUAAAGCAGGAGCCUGUCGGGGAUCGGCAAGACGAGGUCAAUCCUUCACGGAGUAAACAGGAGUGCAAAAACCUUUUCCACAUGUGUGUCAAAGGGGUUACUCACUUUCUCAUCUGUCUCCCAGUGCUGCUCUUCACUUCAGGAUGGCACGGCGUGGCUGCAAUGCAAGUGUACACAUCAGGUCGAGUGCAGGCAGUGAACGGCACGGAUGUCCGGUUGAAGUGCACGUUCCAGAGCACUGACCCCAUUAAACGCUCGACUCUCACCAUCUCCUGGAGCUUCAGGCCGCUCCGUCCCGGCAACGAGGAGACUGUGUUUUAUUUCCACGAGAAGCCGUUUCUUCCGAGUAAAGGUCGCUUCCAGAAGAAGGUGGCGUUUGUGGGAGACGUUUCAUCGAGUGAUGCGUCCAUCCUGGUUCGAGACGUGACCUUCAGCUUCAAUGGGACGUUCAGCUGCCAGGUUAAGAACCCUCCUGAUGUCCAUGGGAACGUUGGAGAGGUUCAGCUACGGGUUGUCGCUUCAGCUCCUUUCUCUGAGAUCGUUAUUCUCGCCGUGGCCAUCGGGGGUGCUGUGCUGCUGGUGAUCGUCAUUCUGGCCAUCUGCAUGUUCAUACGCCGGUGUCGAGAAAGGAAAAGGAUGGAGCAAGAAAGACUCCGAAGAGAACGAAAAGACCUCGUGGUGUGGUGAGGGGUGGAGCAUCGCGAAUGGGGCGGAGGAAAGAAAAUGAAAGACAGUGUCACGAUGGAGGACGAGCAUGUGUUAAACAAAGCUGCACUUCCUGUUCAGCACCCCCUCUGGCUUGGAUGUACUGAAUGUGUGGUAUUGAUUUUGUUACAGUGUGUGUGUGUGUGUGUGUGUGUGUGUGUGUGUGUGUGUGUGUGUGUGUGUUUUCUGAUACUGUUUUUGAUGCACUUUUAUGAAUUUAAAGGUCGUUUCAACUGGAAUCAACUAAAUAUGACAUUGACAGCAUGAACAAUGUAUAAGACGCCAUUUGCUUUUGUUUUUUUUCCCCCACUCUGUUUGGCUAAUGUUAUGACUGGCUAGCAGAGUUAAGUAACCUAGCAACAGCUAUAAUGUACAAAUCAGCUAAAGUGUGUAACACAAAUUAAACACAUUUAAACCAA